Arabis nemorensis is the source of this 480-nucleotide messenger RNA. The record is from the annotation of a GenBank genome assembly. Lineage: Eukaryota; Viridiplantae; Streptophyta; Magnoliopsida; Brassicales; Brassicaceae.
AUGGGCUGCAUCGGUAUUGUCAAUCUAACAAGCAUCAAUCCAUAUCGACCGAUGCUCGUAAGAACACCAAACAAGCCCUUCAACUCAAGAGGACUAGCCAUGUCUACGAUUCGAGCCGAGUCAAUCGCUACUGACAAAUUAGGGAUCUUUGUUGAGAAGAAUCCUCCCGAGUCUAAACUCACCCAACUCGGUGUUCGUAAUUGGCCCAAGUACGCACUUCUUCUUCACCUUACCUCUCAAUUCAAAACCAUAUUGUGUUCAUUUGGUACUCCUGAGUGGGGUUGUCCACCAAGCAAGUUUCCAUGGACGUAUAGUGCAAAGGAGACAUGUUAUUUGCUAGAAGGGAAAGUGAAAGUGUAUCCUGAUGGAUCCGAGGAAGGCAUAGAGAUCGAAGCAGGCGACUUUGUUGUUUUCCCUAAAGGAAUGAGUUGCACUUGGGAUGUCUCUGUUGCUGUUGAUAAACACUACCAAUUCGAAUGA